AUGCCUUACCUCGUCCACACGGCUCACGCGCAGACCGUUGCGCUCUGGUUUGGGACGAUCGGUUGGACGCUCGUUAUCGUUAGCGUCGGUCUGGUGGAGUGGAGACUUUGGGAAGUGUCCGAUUUGUCGGUCAUCACCUCUGGAUUGGCUUGGGUUGGUAUUUGGAGAGUGUGUUUUUAUAGCCACGCUCCGAUUUUAUCCAACAACGAGAUCAUGUUCUGUCAGCGGAUUCGUUUGUCGGAGUCGGUCACGCCACCGGAAAUCAUCGCGGCGCAGGUGCUGAUGCUCGUUUCUCUGAUUCUCGGAUUGGCGGGAAACGCCAGCGUCCUUUACGGACUCAGGAACGUUUACUUCGGAUUAAACAAGUUCAAACCCAUCAGACUGGCGUUUUCUUUUGGUGGGGUUUUGCUUAUUCUUACCGGUGCUUCUGCGCUUGUUCCCGUGUGCUGGAAUCUCAAUUCCGUUGUUAACAAUCAUACUAUAUCAUUCCCGGCGGAGUUUCGCAUGCCAUCGGCUCCGGUGAACCAGUCCAUCGGACCUGGUAUCAUCGUGGGGAUUUUUGCAUCCAUCCUGCUGGUUUUUAGCGGGAUGGUCUUUCUGUCCUACAGGGCCCCGGUCGUGCUGGAGCCCAAAGUGAGGCCGCUCAGGCCCGGAGAAGGUGCAUCCCAUGUGAACCUCCAGGGAAUUGACAAUCCAGCUUUCCAAAGCCGAGAUGUGUGAGACUGUUUUCAGGACGGAUGCGAGUGUGUG
This is a messenger RNA of Onychostoma macrolepis, 750 nucleotides long. RefSeq names its product claudin-34-like. The record is from RefSeq and is a predicted model, not a curated record. Bases 1 to 720 code for a protein of 239 amino acids. The transcript has a single exon. Gene Ontology annotation, cellular component: plasma membrane; bicellular tight junction. Lineage: Eukaryota; Metazoa; Chordata; Actinopteri; Cypriniformes; Cyprinidae. Gene Ontology annotation, biological process: cell adhesion; bicellular tight junction assembly. Gene Ontology annotation, molecular function: structural molecule activity.